CGCAGAAAAACGUCAGCGUGGCGAGGGAGAGUGUCGGCGGCGCGCGGAGAAGGUUUGAUGACGUCACCGAGGCGCCCUGGCUGCUCCUGCUGGGCGAAAAAAAAAAAAAAAAAGAUGGGAAAAUCAGGGAAGUGUUUCUUCUCUGCAGAUUGGAGUCUUAUUUAGCGAGAGCGGCUGCACGGGCUCCCGGUGCCGAGGGGACAUCUGCGCGUGCCGCCUGUCGCUCUGAACGCGGAGGGACUUAUUUGAUCAUGAACACUGAGCUGUGCGCCUCCAGCUGAGCAAGCUCGCCACACCCACAAAUCCGCCAGAUUAUUUAACCCACACCUCCUUUUCAACAUGUACGGUAGCGCCCGCUCCGUCGGCAGAGGGGACGCCAACCACGGCGGCGGCCAGGGGUCCGGCCGCUCCCCUCGGCUCCCGCGCUCCCCCCGCAUGGGCCACCGUCGCACCAACAGCACGGGAGGAAGCGGAGGCGGUCCGGGGGGACCCGGAGGCAAGACGCUCUCCAUGGAGAACAUCCAGUCCCUCAACGCCGCGUACGCCACGUCUGGACCCAUGUACCUGAGCGACAACGAGGUGGCCAUGAGCGGCGGCGGCGGCGGCGGCGAGCACCUGCCCAAGACCGUGGGAGUGGCCGUGACCACCAUGGGGAGACAGAGGGUGACCUACGGAUCCAGGAGCAGCAGCAGCAGCGGCGGAGUGGUGGCGGCGAGCACCCCCAACAUCUCAACCUCAGGCGCGGUGCUGCCUGCAGGACUGAUGGCGGGGGACGCCUUGGCUUUCGGGGACCACCACAUGGCGUCGACUGUACCCCAUUCUUUACGGCAGGCCAGGGACAACACCAUACUGGACCUUCAGACACAACUUAAAGAGGUUCUGCGGGAAAACGAGUUGCUGCGGCGGGAAGUGGAAGUCAAAGAGAGCAAGCUGAGCUCGUCCAUGAAUUCCAUCAAGACGUUUUGGAGCCCGGAGUUGAAAAAGGAGCGAGCGCUGCGCAAGGACGAGGUGUCAAAGAUUUCCGUGUGGAAGGAACAAUACCGUGUGAUUCAAGACGAGGUUCAGCAUCUCCAGAUGACGGUACAGGCGCUCCAGGACGAGCUGAGGAUCCAGAGAGACCUAAACCAGCUGCUCCAGCAGGACCCCGCCAGCCAAGUCCGGGACCUGGCCCUGUCGUCCGAGCCUACCGAGGAGAACUUCAGGCGGCUCCAGUGCGAGCACGACAGGCAGGCCAAAGAGCUCUUUCUGCUCAGGAAAACCUUGGAGGAGAUGGAGUUGAGGAUCGACACGCAGAAGCAAACCCUGGGGGCCCGAGACGAGUCCAUUAAGAAACUCCUGGAGAUGCUGCAGAGCAAAGGUCCAUCUGCUAAGGCGUCAGAGGAGGACCAGGAGCGCACCAGGAGGCUGGGAGAUGCAGAGAUGCACCGGCAUCACCUGGAGAGCCUCCUGGAUCAGCGAGACAGGGAGACCGCUGCCUUGAGAGAGGAGCUACAUCGUAGAUACGAGGGAACACCAGAGUCCACCAAAACAAAGGCUUUGCAGACCGUUAUUGACAUGAAGGAUGCCAAGAUCAACUCCAUGGAGCGCGGCCUGAGGGAUAUGGAGGAGGAGCUGCUCAUGAUGAAGUCCAACGGGCUUCUGAGCUGUGAGGAGCGUCAGGAGGAGAUGAAGCAGAUGGAGGUUUACCGCAGCCACACCAAGUUCAUGAAGAACAAGAUGGAGCAGGUGAAGCAAGACCUGUCCAGGAAGGACACGGAGCUGCUCGGCCUGCAGACCAAGCUGGAGACGCUGACCAACCAGUUUUCCGACAGCAAACAGCACAUCGAAGUCCUCAAGGAAUCUCUCACUGCCAAGGAGCAGAGAGCCGCCAUUUUGCAGACAGAGGUGGAUGCCUUGCGUCUGCGCCUAGAAGAGAAGGAAGCCACCUUAAAUAAAAAGAGUAAGCAGAUCCAAGAAGUCUCAGAGGAGAAAGGAACGCUCAAUGGAGAGAUACACGAUCUUAAGGACAUGCUGGAGGUGAAGGAGCGCAAAGUCAAUGUGCUGCAGAAGAAGAUCGAAAACCUGCAGGAGCAGCUGAGGGAUAAGGAAAAGCAGAUGAGCAGCCUGAAGGAGAGAGUCAAGUCCUUGCAGACCGACACCUCCAACACAGACACCGCCCUCACCACGCUGGAGGAGUCUCUCGCCGAAAAGGAGCGCAUCAUUGAACGACUGAAGGAGCAGCGAGACCGAGACGACCGGGAGAAAACCGAGGAGCUGGAUUGUACAAAGAAGGAGCUGAAGGAGCUGAAGGAGAGACUCAGCUUGCUGCAGGGAGACCUGUCGGACAGAGAGACCUCUCUGCUGGACCUGAAAGAGCACGCCUCGUCCUUGGCCUCAUCCGGUCUGAAGAAAGACUCCAAGCUGAAGAGCAUGGAGAUUGCUCUCGAGCAGAAGAGGGAGGAAUGUCUCAAAGUGGAGAACCAACUUAAGAGGGCUCAGAAUGCAGCUCUGGAGGCUCAGGCCAACACCGAGCUGGCCGAGCGCAUUAAGAGCCUGGAACAGGAAGUGGCACGCCACAAAGAGGAUUCUGGGAAAGCGCAAGCCGAGGUGGACCGCCUGCUGGAGAUCCUGCGGGAAAUGGAAAACGAGAAGAACGACAAAGACAAGAAGAUCAGCGAGCUGGAGAGGCAGAUGAAGGACCAGACGAAGAAGGUGUCGUCUCUGAAGCACAAGGAGCAGGUGGAGAAGAGCAAGAACGCUCGGCUGAUGGACGAGGCCAAGAAGCGCGAGGACAACAUGUCGGAGAGCUCGCUGCACGUGAAGGACUCCUUGCGUCAGAAGUCGGAGCGCAUAGAGGAGCUGGAGGAGGCCCUCAGGGAGAGCGUGCAGAUCACCGCUGAGCGGGAGAUGGUGCUGGCUCAGGAGGAGGCGGCCAGGUGCCUGCAGGAGAAGCAGAAGUACUCACUCAAAGCAAUGCAUGAGUCCAACCUCGCCCACUUAAAGUGGUCUAAGAUGGAGGAGUUGCUGGGCGCCAUGGAGAAAGUCAAGCAGGAGCUGGAGUCCAUGAGGGCCAAGCUGUCCUCCACCCAGCAGUCUCUGUGCGAGAAGGAAGCCCACCUCACCACCCUGCGAGCCGAGCGCAGGAAGCACCUGGAGGAAGUGCUGGAGAUGAAGCAGGAGGCGCUGUUGGCCGCCAUCAGCGAGAAGGACGCCAACAUUGCCCUGCUGGAGCUCUCCUCCUCCAAGAAGAAGAAGACCCAGGAUGAAGUGUCUCUGCUCAAGCGAGAGAAGGACCGACUGGUGCAGCAACUCAAGCAGCAGACUCAGAACCGCAUGAAGCUGAUGGCGGACAACUACGAGGACGAGCACCUGAAGACCACCCCCGACCAGACCAACCACAAGCCCUCCCCAGACCAGACGAUCGCCCCUCUCGUAGCCCUGUGCCAGAACCGCAGCAAGCUGAAGCUCUACAUCGCCCACCUGACCGACCUCUGCCACCAGCGCGACCCCGCCAUCCUCCGCCAGCUGACACCUCCCGCUCACUACCAGCACAGCGACCCGGACCAGUGGGAGGAGGAGCUCCACAAGAUGAGCAGAGAACAGCUGGAGGAGGAGCUGCAGAUGUGCGAGAGAGAGAGCGGCGAGCUGCAGGAGUACGCCAACUGUGUCCUGCAGCAGAUCGCCGACUACUGCCCGGACAUCUUGGAGCAGGUGGUCAACGCGCUGGAGGAGUCCUGCUGACCUCACCUUUCCUGCCACGCCCCCUCCGCCCAAAGAUAUGGGUCAGUGAACGCAACACAGUCACGUGCAGCGGGGGGGUUAAUACAGUGGAACCUCCUUCCUAAUCCUAUAUCAACACUGGUGUAAAGGUUAAGUCCGUUUGUUCAAGAAGCGAAGCACCACAAAAUAAUAAAGCCAAAGAAAAAGCAAAACAGCUCAUCCUUUAGAAACGUUGUUAAAGUCCUAGAAGCUCAUGGGGGUGUUGGAGUUAUGAAUAAGAGGUUCCACUGCAGGGGGGUUAAGAAGCACAAAGUCUGCACGUUUACUUCCGGUCACGGGACCGUCAAGCACACUUGGAGUCGCAUGUUGCCUUCUUUCUUUGGCAAUCCUUUCAAAAUAAAAGGGCUCAAUUUGAUCUCCAAGGGGCGAAGCAGGAAAAGCGUUAAAGGGGAGAGGUCAGGUGGGUGACUUCUGAGCUUGGAGCUGCUCGAUGUCCACCUCUGGAGAGUUCUAUAGCAGGGGGGGGGGCAAAGUGAGAAUGUGUUCAUUCCAUUUAAUUCCAUGUUUUGGAUUAAAAUUACGUCAUGGGAAAUAAACUUAAAAAAAAAAAUAGUACACAAAUCAUUGCCAUGAAGGAGCUAUUCUCAGAGUGGCGGAGCAGGAAGGGGCUGGGAUAAGUUUCAUGUCAUCGAUUCACGCUCGGGCUGGGCGAUACGGCUGGAGACUGUCACGAUAUCAGCGGUUUUUGUAUCGGUCAUUAUCGAUAUUUUUAUGAACUAUUGACAAUAAAGACCAGGAGGAAAAUACAUCAUGUAAAAAUAAAAACAAAUGUUUUGGGUAACUUUUGCUCGAAUAAUUAGUAAUAUAUUACUAUUAUUGAAUGUCUUUUUAUGACACACUAUUUUCUCACACUUUAUUAAACAUUCCUUACAUAUUUCUUCAUUUGACUAAUUAUUAAUUAGUAAUAUAUUACUAUUAUUGACUGUCUUUUUAUGACAUUUUUCUUACACGUUAUGAAACAUUCCUUACAUAUUUAGUAAUAUAUUACUAUUUAAGAAAUGUUUAGUGCGAGAACAUUUUUUUAAUAGAAAAACAGUCAAUAUUUCUUCAUUUGACUAAUUAUUAAUUAGAUAUAUACUACUGACUGUCUUUUUAUGACACUUUUUUCUUACGCUUUAUUACACAUUCCUUACAUUUUUCUUUAUUUGACUAAUUAUUAGAUAUAUACUACUGACUGUCUUUUUAUGACACUUUUCUUACACUUUAUGAAACAUUUCUUACAUAUUUCUUCAUUUGAGUAAUUCUGAUUGAUUAGUAAUAUAUUACUAUGUAAGAAAUGUUUAGUGCAAGAACAUUUUUUAAUAGAAAAACAGUCAAUAUUUCUUCAUUUGACUAAUUAUUAAUUAGUAAUAUAUUACUGACUGUCUUUUUAUGACACUUUUCUUACACUUUAUUAAACAUUCCUUACAUUUUUCUUCAUUUGACUAAUUAUUAAUUAGUAAUAUAUUACUGACUGUCUUUUUAUGACACUUUUCUUACAC
Nerophis ophidion (straightnose pipefish) is the source of this 5240-nucleotide messenger RNA. Its product is annotated as ELKS/Rab6-interacting/CAST family member 1-like. The record is from RefSeq and is a predicted model, not a curated record. Gene Ontology annotation, cellular component: cytoskeleton of presynaptic active zone. Gene Ontology annotation, molecular function: structural constituent of presynaptic active zone. Bases 340 to 3720 code for a protein of 1126 amino acids. Gene Ontology annotation, biological process: neuromuscular synaptic transmission; regulation of synaptic plasticity; maintenance of presynaptic active zone structure. NCBI's taxonomy places the organism in Eukaryota, Metazoa, Chordata, Actinopteri, Syngnathiformes, Syngnathidae. The transcript is spliced from 21 exons.